This is a messenger RNA of Cornus florida, 1508 nucleotides long. RefSeq names its product probable membrane-associated 30 kDa protein, chloroplastic. The transcript is spliced from 11 exons. NCBI's taxonomy places the organism in Eukaryota, Viridiplantae, Streptophyta, Magnoliopsida, Cornales, Cornaceae. The coding region runs from base 192 to 1187 and encodes 331 amino acids. The record is from RefSeq and is a predicted model, not a curated record.
CGUCUUUCACCGGUCACCACAAACGGGAAGCAAAAAAGAGUGACAACAAACACCACGGACCUUUGCACAAAAGACUCGUACCUACUCUCUCUCUCUCUCUAAAAUGCUCUAUCUCUAGGAUUGGCACCCUUCUGCAGUUGCUGUUUCUCGAAUCCUUGUACAGGCUUGGGUUGGUUCAGACUAAGAAGAAGAUGACACUGAGAGCACCCAUUACUGGAUUAGGCAUGGCUUCAACACCAUCUGCUUCAUUACAGGUCCCAUCUUCUAACAGGCUCGUUAUCGUCAGGACACCACCUCUCAAAGCCUCUUUCUUUGGUGAUGGAGUGGCUGGUCUUAAAGUUGCACGACAACGAUUAGCUCAUUCCAAUAGAUCCAGAUGUAAUAGUCAUGGUGGGGGUGCUCUUGGUGUUCGGAUGAACCUUUUUGAUCGUUUUGCUAGAGUUGUCAAGUCAUAUGCAAAUGCACUUAUAAGUACAUUUGAAGACCCAGAGAAGAUCUUAGAACAAACUGUGCUCGAAAUGAAUGAUGAUUUAAUAAAGAUGCGUCAGGCUACUGCACAAGUUCUGGCAUCACAGAAACAAUUGGAAAACAAAUGUAAAGCCGCACAACAAGCUUCUGAAGAUUGGUAUCGAAGAGCACAACUUGCUCUUGGGAAAGGAGACGAGGAUCUUGCUCGUGAAGCACUUAAACGCCGUAAAUCUUAUGCAGAUAAUGCAAAUGCUUUGAAGACUCAACUUGAUCAGCAAAAGAGUGUUGUUGAUAACCUAGUCUCUAAUACUCGGCUUUUGGAAAGCAAGAUACAAGAGGCAAAGUCAAAGAAAGAUACUCUAAGAGCACGUGCUCAGUCUGCAAAGACUGCAACCAAAGUGAAUGAGAUGUUGGGAAAUGUAAAUACAAGCAGUGCUCUUUCUGCUUUUGAAAAGAUGGAGGAAAAAGUUAUGGCCAUGGAAUCUCAAGCAGAGGCGCUUAAUCAGCUAAGUACUGACGAUCUCGAAGGAAAGUUUGCAUUGCUAGAGAGCUCUUCAGUUGAUGAUGAUCUUGCCAACUUAAAGAAAGAACUAUCUGGCAGCACAAAGAAAGGAGAUCUUCCUCCUGGGAGGACUGCUGUUGCGUCGUCAUUUCCAUUUCAAGACACCGAGAUUGAGAAAGAGCUGAAUGAAUUAAGGAGAAAAGCAAAAGAAUUCUAGAGUUCAUGUUCUUCCAAUUGUGUUCUUGAAUCCUUAUUUUGACCAUUUUGACUCCAAGAAAUUGAUUUUCUUGUGCCAGAGAAGUCCAUGCAUAAAGAGGCAUUGAAAAUGGAAUCCAAAGAUGAAAUAGACGUCGUUUAAGUCCAGAAACCAGCUGUUAAUUAUGUGUAUGUGUUGAUUGAUUAUGAAUGAUACGAGUAAUCUCGUUAUUUGAUUAUUGUACAUUAUAGAUAUAUUCUCCGCCACUAGAUGAGAUUUCAUGUUGAUACAAGUUUAACCAUGUUCUAUAACAGCUUAUGAUCAUAUAUUUUGUUGACAUUC